Cutaneotrichosporon oleaginosum is the source of this 2135-nucleotide messenger RNA. RefSeq lists its product as uncharacterized. The record is from RefSeq and is a predicted model, not a curated record. Gene Ontology annotation, molecular function: ATP binding; ATP hydrolysis activity; ABC-type transporter activity. Lineage: Eukaryota; Fungi; Basidiomycota; Tremellomycetes; Trichosporonales; Trichosporonaceae. Gene Ontology annotation, biological process: transmembrane transport. Gene Ontology annotation, cellular component: membrane.
AUGGGCUCCGUCGCCACUUUUGACAACCUCUCAUUCGAGGUCAAGAACAAGAACGUCACCGCGCGCCUCGUCGACAAUGUGAGCGUCAAGGUCGCCCAGGGUCAAAUGCUUGCCAUCCUCGGCCCUUCCGGAGCGGGCAAAUCGACGCUGCUCGACAUCAUGUCGUUCCGGAAGAAAGCGAUGGAGGGCGGCAGCAUUCGCCUCAAUGGAACACCUCUUACGGCCACGACCAUGUCCGAGGUCUCGUCUUUCGUCGAGCAAGACGACCAGCACUACGGCGUCCUGACUGUGCGCGAGACGAUUGGCUUUGCGUCCCGGCUCACGAACACGGGCCAGACGCGAGCCGAGACCCGUCAGCGCGUCGAUGACAUCGUGCACGCCCUCGGUCUCCAGUCGUGCGCCAACCUCAAGAUCGGGACGCCGAUCCAGCGCGGCAUCUCGGGCGGCCAGAAGCGCCGUGUAACCGUCGGCACCGGCCUUGUGACGUACCCGCGCAUUCUGUUCCUCGAUGAGCCCACCUCCGGCCUCGACUCAGCCUCAGCGCGCGAGGUCGUGGCGUCGAUCCGCCGCAUCGCGCAGGCGGAAGGCAUCAUCGUCAUCGCGACGAUCCACUCGCCGAGCGUCGACACGCUCCAGCUCUUCGACCAGAUGAUGGUCCUCGCAAAGGGGCGUACCGCGUUCCGCGGGACCAUGGCAGAGGCGGCUGCGCGCUGCACCGACAUCGGAUACCCAAUGCCGCCGUUCCAGAACCCCGCGGACCACCUCCUCGACCUAGUGGCGAGCGACUUUGGUGCGGACAAGACACCUGUAAUCGAAGCCCUGUAUACCGCACAGAUGGAGGUCGAAGCGACUGACAGGGCAGUCCAAGGCGAGGACGACAAGCCCCAGCACAUCAAGACCCAGAAGAAGCCGCUGACCCACGACAUUGCAGUCGUCGGCGUGCUCUGCGAACGCACGGUCCUCAACUACUCCCGCAACCUCUUGGCAUACGGCGUGCGCAUGGGCAUGUAUCUCGGGAUGGGCUUGAUGCUCGCGACGAUUUGGAUUCGCCUCGGUAACUCUGACGGCAAGAUCAACGACCGCCUGUCUGUGCACUUCUUCUCCGUCGCUUUCCUGGCCUUUAUGAGUGUUGCCGGCAUCCCCGCGUUCCUCGAGGAGCGCUCCGUGUUCAUCCGCGAGCGCCGGAACGGGCUGUACGGCCCCACAGCGUUCCUCAUCUCCAACACGCUCAUCUCGCUGCCGUUCCUCUUCGCCUGCACCCUCGUCUUCAGUGUCAUUACCUACUGGGCCGUGGGCCUGCAUCCUGGUGCGGGACACUUCUUCCGCUUCCUCUCGUUCCUGUUCCUCGCUAUCAUCGUGGCGGACGGACAGGCCCAGCUGAUCGCCGGAGCGGUCCCCAUCUUCAUCGCCGCGCUUGCCCUCAGCGCUUUUGUGAACGGUUUCUGGAUGUGCGUGCAAGGCUACUUCAUCCGCGCCCGCUCCCUCCCCCGCUUCUGGUACUACAGCUUCCACUGGGCCGACUACCAGACGUACGCGUUCGAGAUCCUCGCCAAGAACGACUUCAUGGGCGAGGUCUUCAACUGCAACACCGGUGUGCUGCCUGACGGCUCGUGCCAAUGCACUUUCCCGCCCUCGGCAGCCACGCUCGCAAAGUACGGCCAAUGCAAGGUAUCCGGCGAAGAUGUCCUCCAGUACCUCGGAUACGCGGGCAUCCCCGUCGGCGGCUACGCCGGCAUCCUCGUCGGCAUAUUCGUCGUCUACCGCAUCCUACUCUGGGUCCUGCUCAAGCUGCGCCGGUAGAAUGUUUGUCGAGUAUAUCCUGUUAUUCAGUAGCGCUGUGUAUCCCAGAACCCGACAUUAUAUGAACUCUGCAAUAAUUUGUGCGAAACCUGCGCAGCUCUAGUUCCAAACUGAGACUGCCACAUUUGCAGAUCGUGGGCGAUGUGCGGUCAUGUGUGUGGCCAGAGACUGGAUGAACAGAGAUGGCCUGAUGGGACCUGAGUGAUGGCUUUGCAGUAAUAUGGGUGGCACCUGCGUGGCCGCCGCCCACCCGUCGAUGAGAACUAUGCAGUAGUCAGAAGGUUGCUGCCACUACUUGCCUUUGAUCCACUUCGUCAAUGGAUUAUUAGCAGCUU